Molecule: messenger RNA, 3815 nt
Organism: Drosophila kikkawai
Lineage: Eukaryota; Metazoa; Arthropoda; Insecta; Diptera; Drosophilidae
Gene: orb
Product: polyadenylation element binding protein orb
Biological process (GO): negative regulation of cytoplasmic translation
Cellular component (GO): nucleus; synapse; neuron projection
Molecular function (GO): mRNA regulatory element binding translation repressor activity; translation factor activity, RNA binding; ribosome binding
Source: RefSeq, a predicted model, not a curated record
GAAGAAACCUAUAAAUACAUGUGCAAGCUGGCCAUUCGCAAAGAAAUUUGAAAUUUUUUAAAAACAGUUGCGGGUGAAAUUAAAAAUACCACAUUUCCCGCUUCCAAACAAUUCCCAACAACAAAUAUCACGGAUUUAGUUUCUUCCAAAGAUUAUUAUGAUUUAAUACUAACAUUGCUCGCAGAAAAGUAAAAUUAAAAUACACGAGUUUGAGGAAAGCGGCCGAUUCAGAAAAAUAGUUUAUUAACAAACAAAAAGCAAUGCAUCCGUGAGGCGGAGUUUCGGCGACGAAGCAGGGGAAGCAGAAGGAGCGACCAAAGAACGGCGAAAGGCGUGCAAGGCAGAAGUAACAGUUGCUGGCACGGCGGAGUGCUCGAGUGUGAGUGCAGAGCAAUAGUAAAAAGCAAAAAUGUGCUUGGCGGACGACAAAAGGAACGGGAUGCGAUUGCGGAUGCAGAAUUAAAAUUAAAUUCACACGAAUUUAUGCGCAACGCGCGUGUUUUCGGCAGAGUCCUGGGUCUUUGGAAAUUUGCAUCGUUGACGAGGCGGAAUAAUGAAUCGAUGACUAUUUACUGCUGAUACGGCCACAUCUGCCAGCUGUCUUUGGGCCUCUCCUCUCACUCACUCGCAUAUCCUGUGGAGCCAAAAAAAGUCAACCGAAAUUCCCCAACAACUAUAACGGCAACGAGGCCCCAGGCUUAACACGGAGUCCAACUCGAACUCAAACCGCAACGAACUCAAACCUGCGCAGCGAGUGGGAGCUUGCGAGAGAGAGCCAAGUUCGCGCAAGGACUCUCUGCGGGCAGAGGGAGUGGGCCGGAACGACGCGGAAGUGGUGACAUCUGUUUUGGCGCUUUGUCAGUUGCGGAUGCUGCCGAACGCCAACACGAAGGCAGACGAGCACACGAACCGAGCACCAACACCAACGAGCAGGAGCGCAACGUGAACAAGUGUGGAAAUUGGAAUUUUUAUUCAAAACAAUGCCCCUGCUGCAACAGUACGACACCACCGAUUGCUCCGGAACUGCCGGCAAUAUGCGAGCCCUAAGCGGUGGAUCCACCACGACGGAGCUGCUGCAAAAGCACUCGAUCAGUUCCUUCCUCGACCAUCACCAGCAGCAGCAACAGCAGCACGAUCUUCUGGGUAGAUGUACCGACGAUGGACUGAUAUCUUUUAUCAACGAUCCAAUCACACUGAACGAUCUGCUUGGCCUCUGUGGCAAUGGUGGCAAUGGAGUCGUCGGAAUUGGCCAAAACCCCUCGACAUCAUCGAUGGGAGGAGGAGGAGGAGGAGCGGCUGCAGCAGGAGCUACUACGGUCGGAACAGCAUCGGGAACAGGAACAGGAGUAGGAUCGGGACUAGGAUCGGGCCAGGGAGGAGCCAACUGCCCCGCGAGCCAAACCCCCGGCAGCUUUGGUGGCAACGGCAGCAGCAGCGGCGUCAACAAUCUGCUGCUCGCCAGCGCUGCUGCCGCUGCCGCUGUCGCCGCGUCUGCCGGUGAUGGCAUCCAACUUUCCCCAAACGCGGCGGUCUAUGCUCCCCUCACGCCCAGUUCCACUCAGUCCUCGGCAUCGCCGGGCACCAAGUCGUCCAGUUUCGACUACUUCCAGUUUGAAAAUGUUGCACAAAGUAACCCACUUAAGGCUUUCCAAAGAACAAACAUCAGCUUCGAUUGCUCUGCACCUUUAUCGCCAAGUACGCCUACAUCUAUUUACAAUCGCUCCUUUCACAGUUCACCUUUAGUCAGUGACAGCAGCAACUCCUCUAACGGCAAUGGCCUCUCCAUGGACUCUAUCAACAUGCUCUACCAGCAUCAGCAGCAGCAGCAGCAACAACAGCAGCAGCAGCAGCAACAACAACAACAGCAGCCGCAUCAGGGAUACACCAGCUUGGGCCAGUCCACGGGCAGUGGCUUGGGACUGAGCCUGGCAAAUGCCUCUACGCGCUCCAACUCGCCGGAGAGCCAGAACAGCAGUCAGUCGAUUAGCGAAACCAACCUACUGGACAUGAUUAACUUGCUGUCGGUUAAUAGCAACAAAUUGGCCUCAAUGCAGCAACAACAGCACCAUCAGCAACAGCAACACCAACACCAGCUGCAGCAGCAAUACGCUAACAUGAGCAGGAACUACGAGCAGCAGAUGACCAACAAUGCAGGUCAACAGCAGCAGCAGCAGCACGGUUUUGAGCUGAAUGGCAUUGGCACUGUCGGCGGGGGCAACGAGAACUGCCUCGGUCAGUGCAGCCUAGACAACUUUGCCAGCGUGGAUAUGGAACUAGCGAAAUUGCAGAACUUGCAGCGUAUCAACACACUGAAGCUGCUGCAAGCGCAAACGCAGCAGAUGCCGCUGCUCAACCAAUUGCUGCAGAGCUAUGCUGGUAACACCAUAGGCAGCGUGACUGGAAAUAGCCUUAACAGCCUUAUAGGUAUGGGAGGAUCGACCAACGGAAUAACCAUGUCGGAUAUGACAGGUGGUGGCACCGGCACUGGAGCCACCAACGAUGGUCAUCUGGAUCGCGUGGCAAAGUUUCACAGGAGCUCGGCGGCUCUAUGUGACGCCACAUGUACCUGGAGCGGACAGCUGCCGCCGCGCUCGCACCGCAUGCUCAACUAUUCGCCCAAAGUCUUCCUCGGAGGCAUUCCCUGGGACAUCAGUGAGCAAUCGCUCAUACAGAUAUUUAAGCCCUUUGGCUCCAUCAAAGUGGAGUGGCCCGGAAAGGAACAGCAGGCUGCGCAGCCCAAGGGCUAUGUGUACAUAAUCUUUGAGUCCGACAAGCAGGUCAAGGCCCUACUCUCUGCCUGUGUGGUCCAGGUGGAUGACUCGCAUAGCGGCAGCAACUAUUUUUUCAAGAUCUCCUCGCGUCGCAUCAAGUCUAAGGACGUGGAAGUCAUUCCAUGGAUAAUUGCCGACUCCAACUUUGUGCGCUCAAGUUCCCAGAAGCUAGAUCCUACUAAGACAGUAUUCGUUGGCGCCCUUCAUGGCAAGUUAACGGCCGAGGGGCUGGGCAAGAUCAUGGAUGAUCUGUUCGAUGGUGUGUUGUAUGCUGGCAUAGACACGGACAAGUACAAGUACCCGAUAGGAUCGGGACGCGUGACCUUUAGUAACUUUCGCUCCUACAUGAAAGCCGUCUCGGCCGCAUUUAUAGAGAUUCGAACCACAAAGUUUACCAAAAAGGUGCAGGUAGAUCCGUAUUUGGAGGAUGCUUUGUGCUCAAUUUGCGGAGUUCAACACGGUCCCUACUAUUGUCGAGAGUUGUCUUGUUUCCGAUAUUUCUGCCGCAGUUGCUGGCAAUGGCAGCACAGCUGUGACAUCGUCAAAAACCAUAAGCCCCUGACACGCAAUUCCAAGUCCCAGAGCCUUGUUGGCAUCGGUCCAUCCUCGUCGACUGUUUCGCUGGCCUCAUCCAGCCACAGUAUGAGCGGCGAAAACAAGAUGCCGCAUCACCAGCAACAUCAGAUCCACCAACAGAAGCACCAUCAUAUCCAGCAGCAAUCGCAACAGUCUCACAAUCUCAACUUGAUGAGUAAUCCCGGAUCCGGCAAUGCUGCAGCAAUGUACAACUUCCAGCAGCAUCAGCAACAGCAACAGCGGCAAAAGCAGCACAAUCAUCCGGCGAUCUAGACAGCUUAAGCAUUUAUCCGCACCGUUUUACGGAUUUUCCGCUUGUGCGUAUAAUGCGGAAUUUUGGACUUUUAGUGGCAGAGUUUUUCCAGGAGCCGAUGGAGACCCGGGCUCGACAUCAUCUUCAUCAUCAUUAUUGUGAACACAGUUUUAUUGAUGUGUGUAUAUUAGAUCGGUAGGAUAUGAUGAAGCUUA